This is a messenger RNA of Merops nubicus (carmine bee-eater), 1239 nucleotides long. Its product is annotated as arylacetamide deacetylase-like 4. Gene Ontology annotation, molecular function: carboxylic ester hydrolase activity. The coding region runs from base 1 to 1239 and encodes 412 amino acids. Gene Ontology annotation, cellular component: membrane. The transcript is spliced from 4 exons. The record is from RefSeq and is a predicted model, not a curated record. Lineage: Eukaryota; Metazoa; Chordata; Aves; Coraciiformes; Meropidae.
AUGGGAUCUGUUCCUACAGCUUUAGCAAUAAUAGCGCUGGUUUUUGUUUCUCCUGUUAUAAUACCAGCAGUGCUGCUGGGGGGGGUAUUUUAUGACCUUUUCCAUUCAGAACUGCCUCCUGGAAUUGACCAGCCUCUAAAGCUUCGCCUUUUCCACGCGCUGCUGAUCACAACCAUGAUCUCGGGAAAGAUUUUGGAGAAGCUAGGGAUCUGCAGUGAUCUAAGCUUACUGCGAGUUGUGCUAGAUGGAGUACCACCACGGAGAGAUCCAAAACUUCUUAUCAAAGAUCUCAAAGUAGAUGAGGUCCCACUGAGGAUUUACCAGCCCAAACAGCCACCUACUGGCAAACGAAGAGGAAUACUGUAUUUUCAUGGAGGUGCUGGCACAUUUGGGAGCAUCAGAGCCUUUGAAAGAGUAUGCUGCUACAUUGCCAAAAACUGCAACUCAGUGGUUGUGUCUGUUGGGUAUCGUUUGGCUCCUGAACACCCGUACCCGGGGCAGUAUUUUGACUGCCUCAGUGCCACCCUCUACUUCAUGAGGAAUUUAGAAGAGUACCACGUGGACCCUGCUCUCAUCGUCAUCAGCGGUGACAGCUGUGGGGCUAAUUUUGCCACAGUUAUUUGCCAAAUACUGCUGAAUAAAAGAGAUCUCCCAAAAGUACGUGCUCAGGUCUUACUUUACCCAGGACUACAAGGGCUAGAUUUCCAUCUGCCUUCCUACCAGCAGAACGCCUCAGUCCCCAUACUGUUUAGGAAGCUCGUUAUCUACUUCUGCUUUCGUUACCUUAAUAAGGAACCCUCUGUUUUGGAAGAUGUCCUACAAAACCGCCAUAUUCCUGAGAGCAUGAAACAGAAGUAUAAAAAGUGGGUAAGUGCUGACAUUAUUCCUGACAAAUUUAAGGUUAGAGGCUACGUACCACAGAAAUCCACUUCAUAUAAACCUGAAGUCCACAAAGUGAUCAAAGAACUUUUAGCAAUAACUUUUUCCCCACUUCUGGCUGAGGACUCCGUUAUUUGCCAGCUCCCCGAAUCCUACAUCGUGACCUGUGAGUUUGAUGUGCUCAGGGAUGAUGGGCUGCUCUACAAGAAGAGACUAGAGGACAACGGCGUGCAAGUAACCUGGUACCAUUCUGAGAGUGGCUUCCAUGGAAUUUUAGCCUUCUUUGGCUACGGGAUUUUUUCCUUUUUAUCUGGAAAAAGGAUAAUGGACAGUGUUGUGAAUUAUAUAAACAGUUUAUAA